AUGAAGUUUCAAACGGCCAGCCUCACCGGCGAGAAAGUCGACGGAGUAGCAUCGAUCUUUAUCAACGAGGCAGAUGGUAUAGAGUUUGAAUCACCGCCAAAUGGUCACCACUACAAGAGCUAUGUGCUAGCUGCACCUGGGGACAUGAUAACUACUCGAACUGAGACAUCUUUGGAAGACGAGGUAGAGGAGUUCGUCGACCUGGUGGUUGAUGGCGUUUUGCGUGCCACCUCCACGCCCAAGAAGGGGAGAGGCAAGAAGUACACUAACACUGUAUCUUUCGAUCGAGUGCUUUAUCACAGGUUUGAAGGAGGGAAGAAGAGGGGCUUGAAGGCCGGUGUCAUGGAGGUUCAACUUCAAAACAGCCUUGAUGACAAGGAAGCCGCCGACGGCCAAAAGACGUUAGACCUCGGUACUGUAGAACUACAGAUUUGGCGCAAGUAUCCAGAUGCAUUACUACCGAAAGAUGUUGUAGCUGCUUGGAACAAUGUGGCCCAGAACAGUGGCGAGAGUCGGGCUGGGAGCCUUGAGGAUUUUCCCCGAUGGUCAGAUCAGAAUCUUCGGCUGACAACAGGCGUGCCGCAAGAUUUUGAAAUCGGAUUCUCAGGCGAUUACAAGACUUCCAGAGUGGCAAAAGAUAAAAUAACGGAGCCCAGGUUAGACUUCCGGUUAUUCACCUCCGUGAAAUUUCACUUGGCGACACCAGCAACACUUCGAGGACUUGGAUUUGAAGAUGUGCCAGAGUACCAGUCAGCAUCUAAGGCGCCUGCGGUUCAAAGUACUAUAGGCUCUGAGGAGACAGCCAAACAAGGUCGAAAACCUUUGCCAGGUGCGCCUGAGAAGGCACACAAAGGCGAGAAGCCCGAGAAAGGAUCCAAAGUAAAGACUAGUAAAGCACAAUCAUCUUCAAAGUCAGAAGCCAAGCCGACCGGCGAUCAAAAGCCAAAGAAAACUUCGAAGAAGGGAAAGACUAUAAAAUCCGAUGAUAAGAUAAUCGAGUCUAACGUUAUCAAUUUGGAGGAAGAGAGCGAAGCGAUUAUGGAGCAAUUCCAGAAAGCUAGCAACGAGCUACUUCAAGAAACCGCCACAGAAGGUGGAAAUACUAAAGAAGAGCCUACGAACAAGUUUACCCCUAUUAACAAAGGUUCUAUCGACGUUAACCAACAAGCAACAUCCUCAACUACAGUUACGACCCUACCCUUACCACUCGUUAAUAAUCAGCCAAAGUCGCCAACCAAACUUAAGAAAAUGAAGCCUCUCUUUGUUCGUGGCGUGAAGGGUAGCCCAGCGGAUCAACCACCUAAGUCCGUUCUAGAGACUAUGAUGGACGACGCCGGCGAGAUUCCGCGGGUACGGGAAGAAGCUGAGUUGGCUCUUUUAGACAAGUUCGUAGUUGUGACGCCAACUAUUCCUGGGCAGACACCUACUCCAAGUAACGAUGAGGGUAGAUCACACCUGCAUUUACUGUCGCCCUCUGAAUUAAGCAAUAAAGCUACGCUAGAGAUUGCCAAUAUGCGAGGCAACGGAAGUAUUCCUCCCAAUGAUAUACACCCAUCCCUAUUCCACUCUACCCUUGUGCGGUAUGGUGGUCAGGCAAAUACUACAGGCUCUUCCACACAAUCAUUUAACACUUCUCAGGAUAGGAGGGAUGCAGGAAUUGCACUCCAGGAGUGCUACAGUGCUGUGUUUGCUAACCCUCAGGUUAAUGACAAUUCUUCGGCAGGAGUACAGUUAAGAACACCGGUCGUUCCCAGAGAAGCCUCAUUAUUGUCAGACGCGCCAACGGAAAUUGUCGACCCAGAAGAUAUUGCGAGAGUAGUUGCUCAAUUUGUCCCUCCAACUCCAAAUACUAUUAGUUCCCCUAGUCUGAACUUUGAAUCGAGCCAAUCUCGAGUUUUGGGUUCUUCGGCUAAAGCAAUUGUGCCAGCCAAUACUCCGCGUUCGAGAGAGCAGAUGGCUAUAGGUCUUGGUAUCAAUACUGAGAUGAUGGAUAGUGGAAAUGAGUUGGGCCCACCACAUACUCCAAACGUUAUUUGGAGUACCGAACAGACUCCAGACACGGACGAUGAGUCUAGGUUUCUCUGCCGCGGCUCACCAGCACUCCGUGGGUCCGCCUUGCAAGAAAACAAUCUACGACGUGGCUAUUUAAGCGAAUCGCCAACGCCUUCUCGGGAACGAGGUAGCGCUCGAAACCAUCAACGUACCUCUUCUGCUUCCCAGUUUUCUCGCAAAGUUUGUACGGAUGCGAUGGGUUCUAUUGAUGGUCGUAUACAGUCACCACUCGGGGUUGAUGGUGUACGCCGGACGCUAUUUAGUACAGCCGUGAAGUCAUCGACACAGUCACCUUCUCUUCCACCCGAUCUACACGUUUCCUCAGCAUCCGCUGCCCUGAGUAUCAAGCGUCCAGAGAAGAGAAAGCCUUCUAUACUAGCAGAAGGGGAUGAAGUAUCACGGAAACUUUCUUUCCCUCCAGCUGAUCGAGACAGCGAUGACAUUAACAAACGUAUCACAGCCGCAAGAUUCCGUCUCGAAGCUGCUGAGAAGAAGAAAGCUAAACUUGACGAACAAGAUAGGCUAGCUCACGAGGUACAGGAGAUGGAACAGGCCGCUGAGAGACUUGAGAGAGAGAAUGAGAUAAGAGAGGCCACUUGGGGACGUUCAACUGAAGACUAA
This is a messenger RNA of Glarea lozoyensis ATCC 20868, 2673 nucleotides long. RefSeq lists its product as uncharacterized. Lineage: Eukaryota; Fungi; Ascomycota; Leotiomycetes; Helotiales; Helotiaceae. The record is from RefSeq and is a predicted model, not a curated record. The transcript has 4 exons. The coding region runs from base 1 to 2673 and encodes 890 amino acids.